AUGCCAAAUGACUGCGCACGGCAGUGUCAGACCACUGGAACCCUGAAACCGCCAUUGACUCAUAGCAUGAGUCAGUCUUGACACCAUAUUAAUCGACACAGGCUGUUGCACUGAUUUCCUUUUCGGUCAUGGGCGCGCGAUCGCACACAGUCGUAAUGAUUUCCCGAGCGCAUGACAACGCGUUGUUGACGGCUAUUGACGCGGACGCGACCAAAUGACACGUACGUCAACGUCACAUGGCCGUCCAGUUGUCAGAAACUCUCAAGCGCGCAGCGGGCACCCCAGUUGCAUUGUUCUCUCGACGUCUACCGCUAUCUCCAACAUCUAACUCUCCAUCCUAAUGGGUUCGACGCUCAGCCAUACAUCGUUAGAAUGGGCCAUCGUGGCUGGUGUCGCAGGGGCUGCUACAUAUCGCUACCUCACAUACUCCAACUCUAGCGCACCAAGCAGUACACCCUCUGAACCCCCGACGGUUAGCAAAAAAGGUACGAAAGGCAAGAAGAAGAAACAGACACCGAAAACUGCCGGCGUCUCAAAGCCGUCUGAGAAGUCCAUCAGUACCACCUCCUCCAUCACCGCCACCACCGCCACUAGUAGCCCCACCGCCACCGCAACGUCUGCGCAUGGCAAUCCUGUGCCUGAACCUACUGUCGUUCCAUUUCCGCAUGUUAUUCCCGGGGAAUUUGACGCCGUCUCCCCCAGCUCGGACGACCAAAGCAUACAGGUGAAAAAGAACAAGGCAACGAAGAAGAAGACGAAGACGAAGAAGGAGAAGCAGAAAGUAACGGGGACGGCACUUGACGUUGCAGCCGAACGACUGUCAGCUUCCUUGGCAUCGCAGUCAGGCGGUGAUGUUCCCAAAACAUCCUUUGACAUGCCUAGCAAAGUGUUUUCUCCUAAACAGGACGAGGAGCUGCGCACGCUUCAAAUACGGUCUUCUUCUCCGUCAUUUGAUACUGAUUCUUCGUGGAUGCGGAUAGACACCCGUCAGACAGCACGAGGCCCUAAGACCGCUACUAGAUCAGACAAUCAAAUACUUGCGAUAACAACGGAUAUGACCAGCAGUGACGUGGGUCCAUCAACCGGCCACUCUGGAAUUGCCGAGCCUACGGAUGAGGAUGAAUCUGCUAGUCUGGACGCAGGCACCCCAGGAGAUAAGCGUCGAACGCUGGCUGAGAGGCUUUUGCCUAAACCUAGGAAAACAACCGUCGAUGACAUGCUUGAGCGCCCGGGUUAUCCUGGUUUAGCGCGUGUGAUGCGUGUACAGCCCCGGGCCGAUGAGGCCCCGGCGCCAGGAUUUUCCUGGAAGGAUUACGAGGAUGUGGAUGCCAGUAGCGGUACUUUACACGACGCAGAUGGGGAGGAUGAUGGCGAAUGGGGCAUCGUCAAGGGCAAGGGUCACCCGAAAGUAUCGCGACCCUCAGCCACGCCUUCGCAAGUUGUACAGCAAGUUCCAGGGACGUUAACCAAGAAACAGCGACAAAAUGCGAAAAGAAAUCAGAGUUUGAAAGAUGCUAAAGCUGACGCUGAAGUAGAGCGACAAGCGAAACUUGCCGAACGCAGGCGUGCUUUGGAGCGUGAGCAGAUAAUCAAUCAAUCACGCCAUGGAGGGGGUAAGCAAACUAGCGGCGGCAUGCAAGCCACCGUGGAUAACCGGGGAAAGUUAGUAUGGGACUAAGACAAUCAAUCGCGCCUUGCACCAGUUUCCAAAAUACUAUAUGGGAUCGCCGUGAUCUGCGCUAGAGACAUUUACUGACAUGGUUAGGAUAGGCUUAGUAGACUCGUGGUAUUACUAGAAUACAAAAUCUCGUAAUUGUGUCGUGAAAGAUGCUCAGAAAAAACGAGGCUGGGUGGGGUAUGCGAUCGCCAAAUUAAAGCGAAAAA
This is a messenger RNA of Suillus discolor, 1884 nucleotides long. RefSeq lists its product as uncharacterized. The record is from RefSeq and is a predicted model, not a curated record. Lineage: Eukaryota; Fungi; Basidiomycota; Agaricomycetes; Boletales; Suillaceae. The coding region runs from base 341 to 1678 and encodes 445 amino acids. The transcript has 3 exons.